Molecule: messenger RNA, 1278 nt
Organism: Pyricularia grisea
Lineage: Eukaryota; Fungi; Ascomycota; Sordariomycetes; Magnaporthales; Pyriculariaceae
Exons: 1
Coding region: 1-1278 (425 amino acids)
Biological process (GO): canonical NF-kappaB signal transduction
Source: RefSeq, a predicted model, not a curated record
AUGCAGGACCCCUCAGAAAGGCCGUCCAAGCGGGCGCGCAUCCUCUCCUCGAUAAACCCAUACCAGACUGACGGCCCGCAACCGCCCCAGCGCGCCUCCCCACCAUCGCCGAAACGAACCCCCCAACCCCAGGGGCAGCCGCAAACAUCAGACCGCCCAUCUCGCGACGCAGAGGCAGGGGUGCCAUCGACGAAAAGCGGAAUGGACGACUCGUACUCCGGCAGCAGGCCCAGCAAGUUCCGCUUCAAAGACCCCGCGCGCAAAAAGGACCGCCAUAGGGAAUCAGACCGCCGCCGUGGGGAUCCUGAGCGCCACGACCGUUCGUCCCGCCGACACGGCGGAGGAGAAGACGAUGGCGGGCAUGGAAGCAGCCGUCACCGCCACCGCCACCACGACGACCACGGCGACGAAGCUGGCGAGGAAGAGCGGAGGAGCCACCGGCAUCGGCACCGGCGAAGACGGCGCCACAAGGAAGAAGCGCCCCCGCCAGACCCGGAGCCUGAAGACCCGUUCGCAGGGCCGCCGCUGGACCCGGACGUGGCGUUCCGCGAGUCGCUGUUCGACGCCAUGGCGGACGACGAGGGCGCGGCGUACUGGGAGGGCGUGUACGGGCAGCCGAUCCAUACGCUCGGCGGCGGCGAGCUCGAGUCCAUGACCGAGGACGAGUACGCGGCGCACAUCCGCGCCAAGAUGUGGGAGAAGACGCACGCGGGCCUGCUGGAGGCGAGGGAGCGCAAGCGGAGGGAGAGGGCGGAGCGCGACGAGGAGAGGGCCCGGGAUAGGAGGGCCAGGGACGACGCGGGCAGGGUCGACGAUGCCGUCGAGGCCAGGCUGCGGAGGGGUCGCGACAGACGGCUGCGCAGGGAGUGGCGUGAGCGCUGGGCGAGGUACUGCGACGCGUGGGCGCGCUGGGACAAGGGGCUGGCCGAGGACGAGGCGCUGCGUCUGCUUGCCGAUGAGGGUGAUGCCUGGCCGGUUGAGAGCGGGCGGAGGCCCGACGUCGACGCGGCCGGGGUGAAGGCGUUUUUCACGCAGUGUCUCGAUGCUGUAGCUGAGGAGGAGGCAGCAGAUGCAAAGGCAGCUUCGUCGUCAUCGGCGGGCGAGAAACGAGCGGGCGGCGACGUCGCGGCUCGGCUAAAGGAGGAGAGGGUGCGUUGGCAUCCUGACAAGAUUCAGCAACGUCUCGGAGGUCGCGUGGACGAGGACCUUGGACGGGACGUGACGGCCGUGUUUCAGAUUGUGGAUAGUCUGUGGUCGGAGAUGCGAGGAAAGAAGUGA